AGCAAACAUCUGGAUCUGCUGGAGAGAUUAGGCCAUAAACCCCGCUCUUUCCCUUCCCCCGGAGAAAAUGAUUUCAGCUUGCAAAUAUUUAAAAAGGCGCUACAAGACAAAGACGAAGGGAGGUAGACACCCAGCGGUACUUUGAAGGCAUUUAUUCUGCAUGAGGGUUCGUGAGGCAGGGAGCCGCUAUAAAACUACAAUUCCCAGAAUUCUGUGUGCUUGCCGGACCAGUGGAAAAUGGCCGCUUUUAGCAAAAUUGGUGCAUUCCUGAAGAAUGCCUGGGCCAAGGAACCUGUUAUUGUGGUCUCUUUUGCCAUUGGCAUUGUAGCUUUGACAAUGCCCUUUGUCAGCCCCUACACGAAGUACAGCGCCAUGAUCAAUAAGGCUAUGCCGUACGUAUAUCCAGUGCCAAUUCGGGAUAAUGGAAACAUGCCUGAUAUUCCCUGCCAUCCUUGUGACAAGGAAGGCCCAAGCCUCGAAUGGCUGAAGAAGUUCUGAGACCUCACAAAAGGCAUACUGAAGGGUCCACCAAACUCAACUGGCACCACAUUACUACCUGCUGUUUUCUUCUAGAUGUGCAUCACUUCCAGAGUGUAAUAAAACUGCUGUUAACUUGAAA
Messenger RNA from Heteronotia binoei (common prickly gecko), 619 nucleotides. It is a transcript of the gene NDUFA3, whose product is annotated as NADH:ubiquinone oxidoreductase subunit A3. The record is from RefSeq and is a predicted model, not a curated record. The transcript is spliced from 4 exons. Gene Ontology annotation, cellular component: mitochondrial inner membrane. Bases 238 to 498 code for a protein of 86 amino acids. Lineage: Eukaryota; Metazoa; Chordata; Lepidosauria; Squamata; Gekkonidae.